GUGUUAAAGCACUAUAUAAGGAGGAACAGGUCCCCUUGAAUGUCUGCUGAAGACAGUCACCAUGAAGUUCGUGAUCUUGGCUUUGUUUGUCGCUGGUGCCUACGGGUGUGGCUUGCCCACCUUCCCUCCUGUUAUCACCAGGGUGGUUGGUGGAGACGAUGUCCGUGAGAGCAGCUGGCCCUGGCAGGUGUCUCUGCAGUACAAGAGUGGCAGCAACUUCUACCACACCUGCGGUGGCACACUGAUCUCCAACCAGUGGGUCCUCACUGCUGCUCACUGCAUCGGCAGUCGCACCUACAGAGUGUACCUGGGAAAACACAAUCUGAAGACCAACAAUGAGCCUGGCUCCCUGGCCAUCAGCCCCUCCAAGAUUGUUGUUCAUGAGAACUGGGACUCUUACAGAAUCCGUAACGACAUCGCCCUGAUCAAGCUGUCAACUCCCGUCACAUUCUCCAAUUCCAUCAUGGCUGCCUGUCUUCCCAACUCUGGCGACAUCCUGCCUAACAAGGCUCCCUGCUACGUGACUGGCUGGGGCCGUCUCUGGACUGGAGGUCCUAUUGCUGACAUCCUGCAGCAGGCUCUCCUUCCUGUGGUCGACCACGCCACUUGCACCAAGCCUGACUGGUGGGGCAGCCUGGUCACCAACAACAUGGUCUGUGCUGGAGGAGAUGGACAGCUGGCUAGCUGCAAUGGAGACUCUGGUGGUCCCCUGAACUGUCAGAACCCUGAUGGCUCCUGGGACGUCCAUGGUGUGGUCAGCUUUGGCUCAAGCAUGGGCUGCAACUACCCCAAGAAGCCCUCCGUCUUCACUAGGGUCAGCGCCUACAUCUCCUGGAUCAACAACGUGAUGGCCAGGAACUAAGAUGUGGAUCGUUUGUGUUAGUGCUGGUUUGCACUUCAACAUCAAAUAAAGAAUGUAGUGGUUAA
Molecule: messenger RNA, 927 nt
Organism: Morone saxatilis (striped sea-bass)
Lineage: Eukaryota; Metazoa; Chordata; Actinopteri; Moronidae
Product: chymotrypsin-like elastase family member 2A
Exons: 8
Coding region: 62-862 (266 amino acids)
Biological process (GO): proteolysis
Molecular function (GO): serine-type endopeptidase activity
Source: RefSeq, a predicted model, not a curated record